Ilyonectria robusta is the source of this 459-nucleotide messenger RNA. RefSeq lists its product as uncharacterized. The record is from RefSeq and is a predicted model, not a curated record. The coding region runs from base 1 to 459 and encodes 152 amino acids. The transcript has a single exon. Lineage: Eukaryota; Fungi; Ascomycota; Sordariomycetes; Hypocreales; Nectriaceae.
AUGGCCGCAGACGACCCCGACGCGAGUUUUGAUCAGGAAAGUCUCCCAGACUAUUUCUCAGAGGAUAAUUCAAAUGCCCCUUCAACCAAAAUUCCUCCAAAGCCGCCAGCAAACGACGUCGCAUCGGAUAUCCCAUCCGAUGUGCAUUCUGAGGAAUGGGAUGUCAGACGGAUUAUCGGAGAAAAGUGGGUCGAUGGUAUCAAGUACUAUGCCUUCGACUGGAAGCCGACUUGGGUGCCUGAACAUGACGCUGAGAAUGCUGAGGAGUUGAUUCAAGAAUGGCAGGAGUGGAAGGCUAAAGUUCAAACGAAGAUGGAUGAGAGCUCUCAAGACAGAGCCAGGAAACGUAGCGUGCCUCAAAGAACCCAAUCUCGAAACAAGCGGGCUAUGCUUGAGCAUGGUGGGGGAGAGUCCAUUAGAGCCACUAUCAAGUACAAAGAUCGACAGUCGGAGGUGUAG